Miniopterus natalensis is the source of this 2110-nucleotide messenger RNA. NCBI's taxonomy places the organism in Eukaryota, Metazoa, Chordata, Mammalia, Chiroptera, Miniopteridae. The record is from RefSeq and is a predicted model, not a curated record.
UAGGUUGUCAAUCUUAUCGGGGAGGCGUGGCCAGCACUAAUAAAGACUGGGAACCGCACAGCAGUUGCAGCAAGUUCCACCGCAGCUAGAGCUCCGGGUGGUCAACUAGACGUGGAACUCGGCAGUUCCGUCGACUUCAGCCGCAGCGUUCCUCUAGUGGGGUGUCUCGCCGCAGCCUCCGGAGAGGAGACCGACCCUUACUCUCAGAGAAAUGUCUGAUCCAGCUCAGCCACCCACUGAAGGGGCAGAAGGGACUGCCCCAGGUGGGGGUCCCCCUGGCCCUCCUCCUAAUACGACCAGUAACAGACGACUACAGCAAACCCAGGCACAAGUAGAGGAGGUGGUGGACAUCAUGCGUGUAAAUGUGGACAAGGUCUUGAAGAGGGACGAGAUACUGUCAGAGCUGGAUGACCGAGCUGACGCCUUGCAGGUGGGAGCAUCACAGUUUGAGAGCAGUGCUGCCAAGCUAAAGAGGAAGUAUUGGUGGAAAAACUGCAAGAUGAUGAUCAUGCUGGGAGCUAUCUGUGCCAUCAUCGUGGUAGUUAUUGUAAUCUACUUUUUUACUUGAGAAUGUGCCACCCCUUCCCUGUGCUCCAUUGCCAUCCAAACUCAUGUUCCUCUCCUUGUUUGCUCUCUCAACAGACUUCCCUAUCUGUCUUCCUCCAUCCCAGCCCAGGCUUCUCCAUCACCCAUUCCUCCUUUUCUGUUGCUUUCAUUUGCACUAUGUCCCUCCACACUAGAAAUGCUGCUCGUGGUGCAGUCUUGAAAUAAUUACCUGAAGAGCAACAGCUGGCACCUCCUGCCUACCUUCUUCUUAUAUACUCGCAAAUUCCUCCAAAGCUGAAAAGAGAUGGAGGCCAAGGGAAGGGGAUGGGGUGUACCUGUAGUGACAUGUCCAAGAAAGUUCCAAAAUUGGGGGAGGAGAAGGAUAUCAGUGCCCAUGGUGCCUCCAGGAAAAGCCAGGCCACUGGCAGGAGGAAGCCAUGAACCAUGAACACCUGUGACAAGGGUGGCUCACUCGGGGCUGCCCUGGUCACUUGGAGCUCUUCUCCUAUGCCAGGCCUGAAGAGGAUCCUGGGUGGGCACAAAGUCCAACUUGGUCUUGGUACAGUACCCUCUUAGAUAGUAAAACCUGGUUUUUGCAGUUAUUUCUAAUCUGUUAGUCCAAGAUUUUUCUACGUCUUCAGGGGUCUUACAGCCUUUUACUUUGUUCUCCAGAGACCUGGAGAACACAUAUUAAUUGUGAAAAUACCAGAACUCUCAUUGCCACCCUAGAAGCAGCCCCACAAGUUCAUAACUAGAAGGGGCUGUCUCUUGUCCCUAUUUCCUGCAGCAUUCUGUACUAAUUCAUGAGAGCCCCAAAUAAUUUCAUAUAGCUAAAGUUUGGGAUUCUCGGUUAGUUUUAAUUAUUGACAUCGAUAAAGAGAGGAUGCCUACUAGUUAGAGAGAGAAAGUGGAUAAAGCUAAUUUGAAAAUAAGCUCAGAGGAAGCCACUUCUAGCCCUCUUAAGGAGGGUCUUGUUCCUCCCUUCCUGUUGAUGAAGGACGGUGGGAGUCCUUGGACUUUCAGGGGCUUCCUGCACGCCACCCCCCCGUGCAUUUGCCAAAGACAGGGAUGAGGCAAGAUAUCCUUCCUGAGACCUGGCCGAUUCUGAGUGUUUAGAGAAGCCCAAUUUACCCUCCAACUCAGUGUUGGGGUGGGAGGCGGGACAGCCUGUGCUGUCAUGGGGCCCCCUCGUCUAGAGCCACCUCUGCUCUUCCUGCACUGCAGUCCCUUUCUAGCCAGGCACCCACCCGAACUCCACUUUGCCUCCUUUCCUUUAUCCUCUACGUGGUUUGUGGGUGCAGACAGUGGGAUCUCAGGGUGGGAGCUACUCAGCCUGUCUUGGGGGCUUCUGGUGGGCUUCAGGAUAGGGUAUCAAGUGAGAUAGACCCGAGGGGGGGGCAGGCAGGCUGGGAACAGAAGGGGAAGCACCUGUGUUCCUGCAUGCCUUCUGUUCUCUGGUCCACUAGCAGGAAGAGGCUGAGGCCGGGCUAGGCUAGGCCUGGAUGCUCACUUUCCAUGCAGCAGCAUUUCAUUGCGUAAAACCAUCUUUCCUGUCCCUUUGCCC